AUGUACCAUCGUUGUAACGCUCAGCUAAUCAAUGGCAUGAGCUGGCCUGGCAUACCGCAGACAUCUGUCCCACGUGGCUUUAAUUCAGACGUCAAGAACCUGGGAUUUCUCAGCAUUGAUGUUGAUCAUUUCAGAGUAGAAAAUGGUGUAAUCCAACGAGUCGAAGUUGGUGUGUCUUACCUCAAAGCACAAGCUCUAGAAGAAUUACAUGGUAAAUCUACACAAGGUGACGACUUGGCAUCCCAUGUUAUCAAAUCCUACCAUUUGGUGUUUGGCUCCAAAGUUGCAUUCUCAUGGAAAAAUUAUCACUUCCUACUCGGCAAGACAAGGCCGAUCAAGAUAACGGACUUGGGAACGUUCCUGAACGGGUUCACCAGAAAACCCUAUGUUCUUGUUGUUCACGGGGGAUGGCAAGAGUUGUCGCUGCUUUCACUGCUGAACAUAAAGCUUGAACCCGUGUUUGUUAUCGACACCGUCAAAGCAGCUCAGUUCCCGCUACAGUUGUGGUAUAGAAACAGUCUCAAGGAGCUGCUGAAGGAGUCUGGUAUUCCCUACUCGCACCUUCACAUAGCUGGGAACGAUGCACAUCUCACGCUUCGAGUGUUUCUCAUGAUAGCUGUCAGAGACGUGGAGAUCCAGUUAGAAGGGGAGAAUCUCCCCGACUGGAUUCCGAUCUUGAAAGCUGUCGCCCGGUCUCCAUUACCCCCAAGACCUCUGACCAAGCACGAGAUAACUGAAGCUGAACGACAUACAACGAUCGAAGCAAAAGAAGCAUGA
Molecule: messenger RNA, 777 nt
Organism: Fusarium graminearum PH-1
Lineage: Eukaryota; Fungi; Ascomycota; Sordariomycetes; Hypocreales; Nectriaceae
Exons: 2
Coding region: 1-777 (258 amino acids)
Cellular component (GO): nucleus
Molecular function (GO): nucleic acid binding
Source: RefSeq, a predicted model, not a curated record